AUGUGGCCCUUCUCCUCCUCCCCCCAAUCCGCCCCAGUGCCCGCCGAAGGACCCGUCUCGCUCCACCCCUCCCUCGGCAGACCACUCUCCAACUCUGAAGCCGCGGACCCAAAGUUGAACCCGAGGAACCCAGAAGGUCUCAAGCCCUGCUGCGCCUGCCCGGAGACCAAAAAAGCCCGCGACGACUGCUUCCUCCUGCACGGAUCCAACGCCGACUCGUCGUCCGACUCGCAAGACAAGUGUCGCGAGAUCGUCGCGCAACAUCGGGCUUGUAUGAGGAAGCUCGGGCUCAACGUCUAG
Molecule: messenger RNA, 300 nt
Organism: Rhodotorula toruloides NP11
Lineage: Eukaryota; Fungi; Basidiomycota; Microbotryomycetes; Sporidiobolales; Sporidiobolaceae
Product: cytochrome c oxidase copper chaperone
Exons: 2
Coding region: 1-300 (99 amino acids)
Biological process (GO): mitochondrial respiratory chain complex IV assembly
Cellular component (GO): mitochondrial intermembrane space
Molecular function (GO): copper chaperone activity; copper ion binding
Source: RefSeq, a predicted model, not a curated record